This is a messenger RNA of Thunnus maccoyii (southern bluefin tuna), 3015 nucleotides long. Its product is annotated as glucose-6-phosphate exchanger SLC37A4-like. Bases 724 to 2076 code for a protein of 450 amino acids. The transcript is spliced from 10 exons. Gene Ontology annotation, biological process: glucose-6-phosphate transport; phosphate ion transmembrane transport. NCBI's taxonomy places the organism in Eukaryota, Metazoa, Chordata, Actinopteri, Scombriformes, Scombridae. The record is from RefSeq and is a predicted model, not a curated record. Gene Ontology annotation, cellular component: endoplasmic reticulum membrane. Gene Ontology annotation, molecular function: glucose 6-phosphate:phosphate antiporter activity.
CGAAUGCCGAAUUCAUCAGCACCCUCAACUGAUUCGUUGACGAUAUUAUAUGGUGAAAGAUACCGGCUUGUCUGUGUCACAAAUUUAAAGUCACAUAUUUUUAAAUGGAGUCUGGCGGCAUGAGGAUUGAUCGCUAUCAGAUUACCAACAUUUGAUUCAAGACCUCACAUCAAAUGCAUUCAUGAAUCGCAGUGCGGCAUGUGAAGCUAUAGCCCGUGGAGGGGAUCAGUUUUUGUCACGGUGGCUCGCUCCCGUCGUCUGAGCCUGUCGCGGUGGCGCGCUCAAGGACACAGCAGACACGUGAGCGCGCGGCGUCAUUUAGCAUGGAUGGGAACCACCAAGAGGGACGCGAAUGAAAGGCCAGUCCUCUGUCCUCGCUCCUACAAGCAGCAGCCUCACAGAUAGACGGCGAUACUAGCCUGCAAGAAGAGUGCUGUCAAGAGAGUUUUCUCACAUGGAAAACAUUUAAUCAGUGCUACCCAGCCGAUGCUGCAUCUUGUUUUCAUACCUCCAUUGUCCCAGUGCAAACGACCAGCUGAUAGCGUCGACUUUUUACUGAGAGCUGUCCAACAAAAGCCACUGAUAACAGCACUGCACUCAACUUGAUUGGUUACAACUAGAUGUCACUACACUGAAGAGAAGGCUUUGGAGAAAUAAUUAUUGUUUUUCCUCUUCAUCCUUGAAGUUUUUGAUUCUUAGUUUUUUGUUUGAUCAAGUGCAAUCAUGGGGGCCACGGGUUAUGGCUACUACCGCAUGGUCAUCUUCUUUUGCAUGUUCAGCGGCUACUCGCUGUACUUCUUCAACAGGAAGACCUUCUCCUUCGUCAUGCCCUCUGUGAUGGAGGAGAUUAAACUGGACAAAGAUGACCUGGGUCUGAUCACCAGCAGCCAGACCAUGGCCUAUGCCAUCAGUAAGUUCAUCAGCGGUGUGCUGUCAGAUCAGAUCAGCGCCCGCUGGCUUUUCUCUAUCGGCCUCCUCUUGGUGGGGGGCAUCAACGUAGCCUUCUCCUGGUCCUCCACCGUACCCAUGUUCUCACUGCUCUGGUUCAUCAACGGCCUGGGACAAGGCUGUGGCUGGCCCCCGUGUGGGAAGGUCCUGCGCAAGUGGUUUGAACCCUCCCAAUUUGGAACAUGGUGGUCUGUACUGUCCUGCAGUAUGAACCUGGCUGGGAGUCUGGGUCCAAUCCUGAUAACAGUGCUCCUGCACUACUACGACUGGAGGACUAUCCUGACCAUGUCAGGCAUUUUCUGUGCCGCCUUCUCGUUCGUUUGUCUGGUGUUUAUAAAGAAUGAGCCCAAAGAUGUGGGCCUGCCCAGCAUCGAGGCAGCAGCCAAGAAGGGGGCUAAGGGAGGCAACGGUGAGAGCACCCUGAGUGAGUUCCUCCUCUCCCCUUUCCUGUGGGUGCUGUCUCUGGGCUACUUGGUGGUGUUCGGGGUGAAGACGGCAGCCACUGACUGGGGACAGCUGUUCCUCAUGCAGGAGAAAGGCCAGACUGCUCUCAUGGGCAGUACCUACAUGAGUGCCUUGGAGGUGGGUGGUUUCGCAGGCAGCCUCGCAGCAGGUUUCCUCUCUGACAGAGCUGUAGCUCGGCAAGGCUUGGGCACCCACGGCAACCCUCGCCAUGGCCUGCUCAUUGUCAUGAUGGCUGGUAUGUGUGUGUCAAUGUACCUGUUCAGAGUCACCAUCACACCGGAAAUCCCAAAGGAGGCUCCUCUUUGGGUCCAAGUCAUCCAUCCUGUCUCUGUCCUCCUUGGCGUGUCAGAAAAAGAGAUUUGGAUCCUCUUCCUCGGUGCCAUGUUUGGAUUUUCCUCUUACGGACCAAUUGCCUUGUUUGGGGUGAUAGCCAGUGAAAGUGCUCCCUCAAAUUUUUGUGGAACCUCUCAUGCUGUUGUAGCUCUGAUGGCUAACGUGGGGGCUUUUAUGGCAGGACUUCCCUUCAGCACUAUUGCCAAACAGUACAGCUGGGACGUUGCUUUCUGGGUAGCCGAGGUGAUAAUGGCCAUCGCCACUGUUGGGUACUUCCUCGUACGCAACAUACGCACCAAAAUGGGACGGAUUGCAGAGAAAAUGGACUGAUGUAUCUUCCUGAAAUGAGCCAACUGUCGAUGUCCUGUCAUGUGACCUGACAUGGCGGACUGUGUUCUUGCAGUUAUGAAGGCUCUGUAUACAGAAUACUGCACAUUAUUAUAACUCCAGUUUGACCAAACAAAACCACUGUCGAACACAGACUAAUUUGGUUGUUGUAGUCACUCAGGGUGGGUGUAGGUCAUUAAAUCACUUUAAUUCCUCAAUCAGGCACUUUUACCACCCAUACUUGGAUUUUUUCCUCAUAUUCAGCAGAACAAAGACAGUAGAUCAUAAUUGUUUGUCAUAAGCUAAUAUUUUAGUUCUUCCACUGAUUCAUAAAAGCAGUUUCAUGUAGGGAUGUGUAAAACUGCUUUAUCACAGCUGUAUGCUGAAGAGAGUAUGGACAUGAGGAUGUGAGGUUUUGUUGAGAUGAAGUAGUAGCUGCUCACGGCAUACAUUGCCUUCAGUGGAGGUCAGUUAUAUUUAAUUUAUUGAAUGUUUACUGAUGAGGUCCGUACAUUCUAGACUAUUAUUUGUCUAGAUGUUUACACAAAUGUGGUAGCAUGUGUCACUGUCAUCAUUCAUUUUACCUCAAGUAUUUGUAAAAAUAUAAUAGCUUCAUUAUUUCACUUAAAGAAGUAAUCCUGGAACAUGUUAUUUUUAUACACAGUUCUGUGCUACAUGAUACAGAGCAACACUUUGAUGCAGUCUUAUGUCGUGUCAGCUUUUGAGAUCUGACAUGUUUUUAAGGAUUGAAAUCAAAUAUUUGCUACAUGACUGUUUAAUCACUGAUAUUGUAGUCGAAUACAACAGUUACAACUCUGGACUCUCUAAAAUCUGUGAGUUUUAAUGGGUCUACACUCAGUGCCACUUUGGCAUAUUUCUAUCUUACUGGAAUUGUACAAUGAACUUGAAACAGUUAAGGAGAUCUAAUAAAUGUGAAGUUUA